Messenger RNA from Xenopus laevis (African clawed frog), 3328 nucleotides. It is a transcript of the gene lpar5.S, whose product is annotated as lysophosphatidic acid receptor 5 S homeolog. The transcript is spliced from 2 exons. The coding region runs from base 180 to 1658 and encodes 492 amino acids. Gene Ontology annotation, biological process: G protein-coupled receptor signaling pathway; signal transduction; behavioral response to pain. Gene Ontology annotation, cellular component: membrane; plasma membrane. Gene Ontology annotation, molecular function: G protein-coupled receptor activity. The record is from RefSeq and is a predicted model, not a curated record. NCBI's taxonomy places the organism in Eukaryota, Metazoa, Chordata, Amphibia, Anura, Pipidae.
GUUGCUCUGGGCUAAUCUAGUGGUACAGAGAUAAUUAUGUUAGAGGCAUUUCCCUAGGGGUAAAGUUUAGGGACAAGGAAGAUAGUCUGAAUAAUGAGAAUAAAGGCAGAGGGUGGGUCAGGAAUGAAAGCAAGAGAGGGAGGGUGCAUGUAUCAGACUGAGUGCACUAUUGGAGAUAUAUGUCAGUAUCAGUCUGUGAAUCACAAGGCUCAUUAUCAGCGCAACACCCAACUGUGCAGGACGAAGUUCAGGAGACCUUCAGGCAUUCACUGAAAGUCAGAGAGCAGCAGGAAAGUCCUAUUAAGGUGAUACGACAGAGGAACAAGUGUGUAACACACACAGGAAGCUCACACUACACAUGCCAGACACAUGAAGCAGAUACAAAGUGUGUUGCACCAACACAAAGUGCAGGAAAGGAGCCAGGAAUUGGGACUGGGAGAGGGGAGAAGCACACACCUACAGUCACGCACACAGGGAGAGGUACACAACAAGUUACAGCACAGUGGACUGUGAUCUCAAAUAAAACAAUGUUACCAAGCAAUGAGUCGCAGGUUUCCACGUGUCCCCCAAAUGCAUCUGACUUGGAGAACUGUUAUAACCACUCCUCUCCAUCAUCUCUUACACUGCUCCUGGUGGGAUACAGCCUACUGAUGCCAGUUGGGGUGCUACUGAAUGGCAUCUCCCUGUAUGUAUUCCUUCGGUUUAUGAGACCGCUAAGCGUGGUGGGCAUCUUUCUGUGCAACCUGGCACUCAGCGACUUGCUCUUCUCACUUUCCCUGCCUCUGAGAAUUUACUACUAUGCCAAUCACUACUGGCCCUUUGGACCUUUUCUCUGUCGUCUUGCUGGAUCCAUUUUCCACAUCAACAUGUACGGCAGCUGCCUGUUCCUGCUCUGUAUUAAUGUGGACCGUUACUUGGCCAUUGUGCAUCCCCUGCGAUUUCGCCAUCUGCGUCGGCGCAAGGUAGCCCGAUUAACUUGUGUGGCCGUUUGGCUAAUGAUAAUAGGUGGGUCAGUCCCCGCAGCCAUUGUGCACAACUCUUCUGAUUGUUUACUGGAUGGCAUAAAGGUGUCUCGUUGCUUUGAAGCUUUUAACAUGUGGGAUAAAGGGGUCUUGCCUCUAUUGGUGGUGGCUGAGGUUCUGGGAUUCUUGUUGCCACUAGCAGCCGUGCUGUAUUGUUCUUGCCACAUAUUUGUGGAGUUAUGUCGGGCCCAGGAGAUAGGCCAGGGGAGACAUGGCAAAACUAUUAAACUUCUGUGCCUCAAUCUUGCCAUCUUUCUCUUCUGUUUUGUCCCCUAUAACACAACACUCGUGGGGUACGGACUUCUAAGGGGCAAUUUGGUGGAAGAUACAUGGAAUAUAAAGCCAACCUUGAAGAAAAUUAUUUCCGUGACUGUGCUGUUUGCCAGCACUAACUGUGCCCUGGACCCCUUGAUUUAUUACUUUAGCACUGAAGGCUUCCGAAGGACUCUGAGCAGGAUGAGUGGUCAGAGGACGCAGAAGCUCUUCACCAGUCAAGAGACUAAAAGGACUAACCACAAUGGCUCCAGAAAGCCAAGACCCAGCACUAUCUCAAGGGCCACGGAAGACUCUAAGCUAAAAGCAAAUGAGACCAAUGGCAAAGAGGGGAAAAAACUUAUAGAGGAAUCAGAGAUCUGAGUAUGUUGAGGGUAGAACAGUGGAAGUAGAUCCAAUGAAUGUUAUAUGGUGCUAUUCAAUUUACACCUGGCAGAACGUUUUAUUUUAGAAAGGGGCAACAGGCUCCGCAAGGGGAACUACUGCCAUGGUCCAAGUCGUUGGAAUCAGCCUUGAUAUGAAUGAUUGUCAGGUCAGUUUGAGAGGAAUAUUAUUAUUUGGGACUGCAGUGGAUGGUGCCUGGAGAUGCCUAUGGCUCCACUGUUUAUAAUAAUCAUAACAACUGCAUUUCAAUAACCAUGUACUUGUCCAGGUUCUUUGUACUGUCUGCUCCUGGGCUGCUCUCUUUGGAACUUGGUCCCAAACAUCACAUCUCUUUGGGUUCCAGAGGCACCCCUGUCUCAUUACACCGCUCCCCGCAAAAAGCCCAAUUAUCACUUUCAGUUUUGUUCAAGGCCCACACCUACUUGUUACGGGGAAAAAGAGCAACCCAGGAAGGACAGUCUGAACCUUGAACCUGAAUGUGUAUUUGGCAUGUGAUCGGUGGCACUCGUCGGGAGAUAAAUCCGGUGGAACGACAUUUCAUCCCAUAUGUAUAUCCCUUUGGUCAUUUAUAUAAUAAACAUAUACCCAUAUAAGACUUUAGAAGGACAAAAAUAGACAGCAGCGUCCUAUAUUCCCUACGGAGAAGACAACCUAUGUGUCAGCUGCCAUUGAUAUGUAUAAAUGCAGAUCUGCUGAAAUGCACCUUUCUGGGCACACAGUAGGCCAUGGCCACGUACCGUACUAUUUAUAAAACAUAAUUAGAUGAUUCAACAAACUUUUGAUGUCUAUGAGUGCACAGAGGUGUGUGGGAGCAGGUUAGAAGCAGUUUGUGAUGGCAGAGGCCCAGUAUCACUUUAUGUGGGGUUUUAAUAUUGACAUUACUGAUUGUAAAUACUCCUGUUACACUUUCCCUUCCUAUCCAAUGAUAUUUUAUAACAUGAAAAGAUUGGUUCUGCAGUGUCCCUUCAUUAAUAACACCUCCCCGAUCCGUCCAUGUAUGUUGAGGCCUUCUUUACUUAAGCACAUUUUUAUAUUUGGGUUAAAACAUUUUUAAUCUUGUAAGUGCCAAGGUCUUUUAAUCUAGCCGUGGCACCAGUGAGAUCAAAGCCAGAAACACAAGAUCUUGGCACCGUAGGUCACUUUUGGUUAUAAUGAUAUACACAUAGAAAGGCCUCAUACAGCCGGGUAAUGGAUUAAUCAUUAAUUAGGGAAUUUUGCAAGGAGAUGAGCAAAUGUCAAUGGUGUUCCCCUCGUUCUUAAAAAGGGUCCAAACAUACAACAAGGCAGUGUUCCUGCUGUAGUUCCAUGAAUCUCUAAUGAUAUUCAGGCUGGCUCCUAGGAUAAUAAAUAUUCACCCCAGAUAUUACCCUAAUGGAACCACCAUCUUCGCACCAACCUUAAUUAGGAACCUCUGCCUUAAUGGGAUACUUUACUGCAUUACUUGAGGGGGUUUAAGGUUUUAUGUUCAUUGUGCUUAUUUUCUGCACUAGAAGAAUGUGUGUCACAUGGGUGUGAAUUAUGAAAGAAACAUAAAGUAGUAGCCCACAACAGCCAAUCAGAUAUCUUGUAAGUAAAUUCUUCCUGCUGGUUUCCUGUUGGUUACCAUAUGUGGAAUAAUCUUUGCAGAUGUAUUACAUUACUCUGAAUUA